AUUUGCCACCAGUUCCUGGCAUUUUGGAUGGUGUUGCUAAUGGAGAUGGUGUACUGAGCAGUGAAGAAACAGAAAGAAAAAAUGCAAGCAGUAAGGAUGGAUUAGUUAGGUUUGGAUGGAUCAAGGGUGUGUUGGUCCGAUGUAUGUUGAAUAUCUGGGGUGUCAUGCUUUUUAUUCGACUCUCAUGGAUAGUUGGUCAAGCCGGAAUAGGUCUUGGAGUUGUUAUUAUCCUUCUGGCUACUAUGGUAACCUCAAUUACUGGCUUGUCAACCUCCGCAAUUUCAACAAAUGGAUUUGUUCGUGGAGGUGGUGCAUAUUAUCUAAUAUCUAGAAGUUUAGGACCCGAAUUUGGUGGAUCUAUUGGCCUAAUCUUCUCCUUUGCUAAUGCUGUAGCUGUGGCCAUGUAUGUGGUUGGUUUUUCAGAGACUGUGGUGGGUAUCCUUAAGGACAAAGAUGCGUUCAUGGUGGAUCCAAUCAAUGAUAUCCGAAUAGUAGGCUGUAUUACAGUAGUCGUGCUACUUGGUAUAACUGUAGCUGGUAUGGAGUGGGAAACAAAGGCUCAAGUUAUUCUCUUGAUAAUUCUCCUUAUUGGUAUUGUUAACUUCUUUAUCGGGACAGUCAUUCCAAGCACACCUGAAAAACGAGCCAGAGGCUUCUUUAAUUAUCAAGCUGUCAUAUUCACAGAGAAUUUUGGUCCACGUUUUCAGGAUAGAGAAGGUUUCUUCUCUGUCUUUUCUAUCUUUUUCCCAGCAGCCACUGGUAUUCUUGCUGGUGCUAACAUCUCAGGGGAUCUAAAGGAUCCACAGGUUGCUAUACCCAAAGGAACGAUGUUAGCUAUUAUCAUAACAGCUAUGGUUUAUAUAGCUGUUGCCAUCUGUACAGGUGCUUCUGUUGUACGUGAUGGGACUGGAAAUACCAAUGAUACCAUCUCUUCUUCGACAAGAUGCAAUGGCUCAGCGGCCUGUUCUCUGGGAUAUGAUUUUUCUGCCUGUAACACAAAGACUUGUAAUUUUGGUCUGAUGAAUAACUUUCAGGUGAUGAGUAUGGUAUCUGGAUUUGGUCCACUCAUCACUGCAGGAAUCUUUUCAGCGACACUCUCUUCUGCCUUAGCAUCACUAGUCAGUGCACCUAAAAUCUUCCAGGCUCUUUGUAAAGAUAACCUUUACCAAGGGCUGCAUUUCUUUGGCAAAGGAUAUGGGAAGAAUGAUGAGCCAAUUAGAAGCUACAUAUUAACCUUUUUUAUUGCUGUUGCAUUUAUUCUGGUCGCUGAACUGAACACUAUUGCUCCCAUUAUCUCAAACUUCUUCUUGGCUUCGUAUGCACUCAUCAAUUUUUCAUGUUUUCAUGCUUCAUAUUCAAAAUCUCCAGGGUGGCGACCAGCAUUUAAAUUUUACAACAUGUGGGUAUCGCUGUUUGGAGCUGUCUUGUGCUGUGCUGUGAUGUUUGUUAUUAACUGGUGGGCAGCUGUAAUCACAGUUGCAAUUGUACUCUUCCUUUAUAUAUAUGUGACUUACAAGAAACCUGAGGUGAAUUGGGGAUCUUCAGCACAGGCCAUGUCUUAUGUCACUGCGCUUCAAGAUGCCCUUUCAUUGACUGGGGUGAAUGAUCAUAUUAAGAACUUCAGGCCACAGUGCAUCGUAUUGACGGGAUCACCUGUGUCCAGACCAGCUUUAUUGGAUUUGACACUUUCUUUUACCAAGAAUUUUAGUCUGUGCAUAUGUAGUCAAGUAUUUAUGGGUUCACAGAAGCAAACUGUAAGUGAAAUUAACAUGAGCAUGGAGAAAUAUCAGAACUGGCUGGCAAAGCACAAAAAGAAAGCCUUCUAUGCUGCGGUGGCAGGAGACAACCUACGCGAUGGAGUAAAGAGUUUACUUCAGGCUUCUGGAUUGGGUCGAAUGAAGCCCAAUACUCUAGUGAUUGGAUACAAAAAAGAUUGGCGUAAUACCAGUCCUCAGGAUGUUGAGACUUACAUUGGCAUUUUACACGAUGCGUUUGAUUUUGAAUAUGGUUUGCUUAUAUUCAGAAUUAGCCAAGGGUUUGACAUCUCUCACAUACUUCAGAUGCAAGAAGAAUUAUUGAAGAAGGAGCAAGAAACAUUGGCAUUAAAAGCUGCUAGUGGAGAAGAACCUGAGGACAGAAAACAAGGAAUUUGUUCACUUAAAUUCAUAAACAAAGCUGUCAAGUUCAAUACCAAUACUACGCCACCAGCAAAUGCACAGCAAGACUUCAGUGUUGGAGCUGCUGGUGACUAUAAUUGUCGCCUUCUGGAAGCAAGUAUUCAAUUCCAAAAGAAUCAAGGCAAAGGCACAAUAGAUGUAUGGUGGCUGUUUGAUGAUGGAGGUUUGACUGUACUUGUUCCUUAUCUCUUAACUACAAGGAAAAAGUGGUGUGACUGCAAGUUGCGUAUCUUUGUUGGUGGAAACAUAAAUAGUAUUGAUGAGGAAAAACGAGCAAUGGCUGCACUUUUAGGGAAAUUCAGAAUUCAGUAUGCAGACAUCAAGGUCAUUGGAGACAUCAACACAAAACCAAGCAAGGAGAGCUGGAAAACGUUUGAGGAGUUGAUUGAACCAUACCGACUGCAUGAGGCCAUGAAGGACAGUGCCACUACGGAGAGGCUGAAGAGAGAGGAACCGUGGAAGAUUACUGAUGCUGAGUUGGAAAGAUUUAAAGAUAAGACGUACCGUCAAGUCAGGCUUAAUGAACUGCUCCAGGAGAACUCCCGAGCUGCUAACAUGGUUAUUGUGAGCUUGCCGAUAGCAAAGAAAGGAGCUGUGUCAGGCCAUCUGUACAUGGCUUGGCUGGAGAUUCUUUCUAGAAACCUGCCUCCUGUCAUAAUGAUUAGAGGAAAUCAAAAGAGCGUACUGACGUUCUACUCCUAACAGCUAACAGAAUGCCAAGCUGCAGCGGCAAUUGCAAAACAUAUUUAUAAUUAGUGUAUUCACACAGUUAUUGUCACAAGAGCCACCAACUGACUAAUUUAGCAAUUCACAUGUUUUUAGUUCACCUGAUAUUUGCCAGUGUUUAGUAAAAGAUUCACAAGUCAUUAUUCUUAACUCUUAAACUUUAAAAUUUGUAAUUUGAUGUUUGAGCUUCAUAGCUUGUUGAUUAUGAUUAACAGUAACUUGUGUUUAAAUAUCUCUGAUACACUGUAUUUUACAACAAAGGUGGAAUAAAAUAUUCCCUUAGGCAGUCGUGAUCCUAAAGAAAUAAUGUGAUCAUCGUACAAAUGCAGAAUUGUUCGCCUUUAAGAUCUUCAGGAAUUUCAAGUUUUUCACGUACUGUCUGAUUUUUUUGAUCAAGUUUUUAUUAGAGAAGUUAGCUAUUCACAUUAUGUACCAUGUAUGUAAUUCACUGAAACUGCACACAAGAAAAUAGUUUAGAUAAAUCUGCAGAUAAUUUCUUACAAGAUUGUAUUGAGAUUUUACUCUGCUCUACUGAUUGAGAAAGUGACUCAAUAAAAAGCAAAAUUUGAAAGUAUUAAACUGGAAGAAGAAAUCUGGGUAAUGACUAAUAAUAUUUCAGAGAAAAAGAUUAAUUUGGUAAAAUUCACAGUGAUUCACGAUAGUCACAUAUCAAUCUUGGAAACAUACCCAUCUGUCUCCUAUAGUGAGAGGAGGCAGAUGGGUGUAUUUCCUACACUGAUAUGUGACUAUAAUGAAUUAUCUGAUGUCAGAAUGCUGGCCUUGGGGUGUCCUGCUACAUUAUGUAUUCAUUUCUUUUGAAACUCAUUCAGAGAAUCUAAACUGGAAGUUAAAUGACUAAUUUAAGGAAAUGGUACUGGAAUUAAUCAUUCCAAAUGCUCUGCCGGAGCAAGAAGUAAAUUGUAAUACCUUGUCAUCUGCCUCAGGUUUGAAUAAAACAAUUCAAAGGCAAUUUUUACAUUGAAUUUCAA
This is a messenger RNA of Callorhinchus milii (elephant shark), 3892 nucleotides long. RefSeq names its product solute carrier family 12 member 1 (gene slc12a1). The record is from RefSeq and is a predicted model, not a curated record. NCBI's taxonomy places the organism in Eukaryota, Metazoa, Chordata, Chondrichthyes, Chimaeriformes, Callorhinchidae. Gene Ontology annotation, molecular function: sodium:potassium:chloride symporter activity. Gene Ontology annotation, biological process: potassium ion import across plasma membrane; potassium ion homeostasis; chloride transmembrane transport. Gene Ontology annotation, cellular component: membrane.